AUGCGGGUCGAGCGCUCCUGCGCCGAGAAAUUGCAGCAGGGUAUGGCGGCCCUGGAGCUGAACCAUUGGCACCGUGCUCUGGCCCUGCAACUGACAGGCCUCUCUUUAUCGGGCAACAUCCUGAAGUCAAAGUCCGUCGCGCCUGUGUAUGAUGCAAGGACAAUUGCCAAAGCAGCACAGGCCGGCGUGGAUACAGUCAGCCGGGUGUCCGACGCAGCCGACGCGGGCAGGGGGGUUCUGGGGCUGAGAACGGCAUCGUGCUUCUUUUGA
Messenger RNA from Aspergillus tanneri, 270 nucleotides. RefSeq lists its product as uncharacterized. Bases 1 to 270 code for a protein of 89 amino acids. Lineage: Eukaryota; Fungi; Ascomycota; Eurotiomycetes; Eurotiales; Aspergillaceae. The record is from RefSeq and is a predicted model, not a curated record. The transcript is spliced from 2 exons.